Messenger RNA from Lagenorhynchus albirostris (white-beaked dolphin), 1571 nucleotides. RefSeq lists its product as uncharacterized. Lineage: Eukaryota; Metazoa; Chordata; Mammalia; Artiodactyla; Delphinidae. The transcript has 5 exons. The coding region runs from base 1 to 975 and encodes 324 amino acids. The record is from RefSeq and is a predicted model, not a curated record.
AUGCUGUGCAGCCCGGCUUUCCUCUGGGCGCAGCUGGAAGGGGUCAGCCUUGAAAGUAAACCGAGACCAAGGCCUGUGAGCAACUUCCCUCACAUAAUAAGCACACCUCGGGUGCCCAUCGAGCUAAGUACCAGGCAUACAAAGAAGGACAGAACCCCAGCAGGGCACUCAGGCGACCUCUUGAGUGACAGCGAGCCCGGAGAGCCAGUGACUGUUGCACCGAGUCCCAAAUGGCAGAGAUUUGCAGGCAGCUGGGGGAGCGGGGCUCGGUGUGCCCGCAGCCCGGCUUGGUGGGGCGGAGGAGUAGUUCAAGAGGGCGGAGCGGAAGUGCUGGGCGUCCCGAGCCCACCACCCACGACUCUGAGAUCACCUCUGGUCACUGUGAGCCUGCAGGCAGCUGAGACGUGUCACCGGGACCUCGGCCCUGAACGGCACCCACCAUUCACCUCCCCACAUCAAGCUCCCAGAGUACACGUGCAUCUGUGGCUGCCACCCAUCACCGCUGAAUUCGCCGUCGGAAGGAGCCGGCUCCGGCGGAACCGAAGUGGCAAAGAACUGGGGUCCAGCCUCUUUGCGGGAAGGAAGGUUCAGCCCGGCAAUCAGAGCUCUGCCCUUGGUGUGUCAGGCAAAUUCCCCAGAUUCCUGGCCUGGCAGGAGACCUUCAGAAGUCUGGAGGUCCCUGCAGUCCCUUCUUCCCCUUCCCCCUUCCCCCUUCCCCCGUCCCUUCCCAUUUUCCCCAUCUGCUACUCCUUAGAAAAGUGCAAAACAUGGAAGCUCCAACCCCAGCUGCUGAGCAGGUGCUAUGCUCUUUGUAUGCAGACCCUUCUGGUCUGGAAUGUUCCUGCAGUGGCUGAAGGUGGUGCAGUUUGGAGCUUUCUACCCACCCCCAAGCUGCCUCUGGUCCUGGCUGUCCUGGCUCCCUGUGAAGUUACCAGCCUCAAGAGCGUGAAUAAUUGUGUGUCACGGGAGCAGUGAUAUACGAGUCUGUUUGACCGGCUUGCUUUCUUGCACUAAUAUGUCAUUCACGAUCCCUAAGCCUGCUGUGUUAUGAAUGAGCAUAAAUCAGAUGGGAGAGGAUGUUUCCAGGGAGAUCUCUUUCCCCUAAAGAAAAAGCACGGUCUUUUCAGGUGUGUCAUUCCCGUGGGGCUGAGAUGGGAAAACCUCUGCACGGAUUGAAGUUCGAGAUCCUAUACCUGUUGGAGUCCAGAGAGCUGAGGAUCCCAGACCCUCAGGCACGGUGCACACUAAGUGACUUUUGAACCUGUGCAUUAAAGAAAGAGAGAGAUCGUAUGAGUCAUUACACUUUGAGGGAGGGAAAGGGCAAGAGCCUUUCCACUGCUUCCUCCCCGCUCUGGUUCUCAAGGGCCAAACUGGUCCUCUCUGCAAAGCAGGAUUUCCUUGGUGGUGCCUGAACCCAGGUCCCCUUAUGGGCUGGUCCUGGGAGCACCCAGCAAACCCGAUCUGCCGGCCCUGUUGGCAGCAGAGCCAUGCCAAGGGGGAUUUAUUGUGUAGCUGGGACGUGACAGGUGGGCUGGGAGCCUCCUCAGCCAGCACCUGUGCAGCAGCUGAGG